Messenger RNA from Suillus clintonianus, 2094 nucleotides. RefSeq lists its product as uncharacterized. The record is from RefSeq and is a predicted model, not a curated record. Gene Ontology annotation, molecular function: protein binding; histone H3 acetyltransferase activity. Lineage: Eukaryota; Fungi; Basidiomycota; Agaricomycetes; Boletales; Suillaceae. Gene Ontology annotation, biological process: positive regulation of transcription by RNA polymerase II; chromatin remodeling. Gene Ontology annotation, cellular component: histone acetyltransferase complex. The transcript has 8 exons. Bases 49 to 1980 code for a protein of 643 amino acids.
UACUUGCUAAUUGUAGACGUAUAUUGGCUUGACUUGCAUUGCACUCCCAUGAAACUGUCUUAUCCUUGUUUAUCUGAAGCUAAUCACAACGACUCUGCACUCGCACUCAGGAUAGCCCGGCACUCUUCCUGUGCUGCGUGUGAUUCUUGUCCUGGCUUGCGACCGCCAGCAAGCGUCGAGGUGGUUCUAGAUGACGAUGCUCACCAAAAGUCUCUACUCGGCGAUCUAACACAAUACGGCUCCGACGAAGAGGACGGGCCCGCAUACCUCGAAACGUGUAUAUGUGGCCACGAUGUAGCAGACCACGGUAGUCAAGUAGCCGCCUUAGGACGGGAGGAAUUUUCUCGCAAAGCACGCCUUGCAACUCGUCUUGAUGAUCUUUUCCAAGAGGCAGACAGGCUACUUGACUUCAAUUAUACAGAUGAAGAGAUCGACUCCCUCAGGCAACAAAUGAAGAUGUCCGUCUCUAUGGUUAGCAUAGCGUCUCCUUCCAUCCAACAUUCUUCUCCGGCUGAUCGACCAAUGUCCCCGGCUUCUUCCGUACUCAGUGACGAACCUCCCCCUUCAAAGCGUCGACGGUUGUCUUCAUCUUCACUCAGCGAUGCAGAAGAAGAAGAUGACGAUGAUGACGAUGACGAUAAACCUUUAGCCGCCCAAGUCGCAGAUUCGAAUGUCGCCACCGUAACGAGUUCCAGGAAGGCUGUGACUCAAAGAAGCGGCAAGAAGACUUCCAGUAUGAAGUCGAAAGCGCAGACAGCUCCCACAGGAGACAAAAGGCCAGAGAAGAAUGGUGUUCCCAAUGGUCGCAGCUCGGAUCUAAAAGUAAAAGUCGAAGAUAAGAUGGAUGAGGGCCAACUCACCCGCCUCGCGACUGGAGUUACAGUGGACACGGGGCCAGCAUCCUCCGCUGCACCUUCCCACAAGCCCGAAAAAGCUGCUUUUAUUGAGCUUCGCAAGGGGAUUAUUGAGAUAACUGCGGUGGAGAAUGACCGACAGCCGCGCUCUUUAAUCAUUCUCACUGGUCUAAAGACCUUGUUCCAAACACAGUUGCCCAUGAUGCCGCGCGAGUACAUUGCGCGUUUAGUUUAUGACCACAACUCCAAAGCACUCGCAAUCAUCAAACGUGGUUAUAAGGUCGCAGGCGGUAUUUGCUACAGGCCUUUCCCGCAUCGUGGUUUCGCAGAGAUAGUCUUCUUUGCUACUGCAUCCGUAGACCAAGUAAAGGGUUACGGUGGCAUGCUUAUGGACAACUUCAAACAACACAUCAAACGUACAUACCCCAAUGUGAUGCACUUCCUCACCUACGCCGACAACUUUGCUGUAGUAUUUUUCAAGAAGCAAGGCUUCUCGAAGGAGAUCACGCUCGAUCGCUCUGUGUGGGCUGGGUACAUUAAAGACUAUGAGGGCGGGACGAUCAUGCAGUGCACCAUGCUGCGCAAGGUCAACUAUCUUGACAAAGUCAACAUCAUUUCUCAGCAGCGGGAGGCGAUCCUCACGAAGAUCCGCGAGAUGUCGAAGUCGCACAUCGUGUAUCAGGGUCUUUCGCAAUUCCAAGAAGGUGCUCCGGAAGGAAUCACAGUGGAUCCCAAGGAUGUUCCAGGGCUAAGAGAGAGUGGUUGGACACCUGGCAUGGAACACAGCACACGUUCUGGGAAAAGUGCCGAGCACACCCAAAUACAGCGCCUCCUGUCCGAUCUCAAAGCCCAUCCCUUAGCCUGGGCUUUCCUAAACCCAGUCAAUGCCGAUGAGGUCCCGGAUUAUUACGGUGUAAUCAAGAGACCUAUGGAUUUCAGCACGAUGGAGCACAAAUUGGACACGAACCAAUAUUCCUCGCUCAAAUUUUUUCUUGACGAUGUUCAACUGGUGGUCGAUAAUUGCAAGCUGUACAACCCCGAAACAUCGAUAUACCAUAGGAAUGCAGUGAAGCUCGAGAAAUUUAUGAAAGAGCAAUGUGCAGAAUAUGCAAAGCGAGGGUCCUGAGGACAGUUGUCUUGUCAUGCUUUUUUUUAUUACGUCGCAUCUGUAUUAUUUACCAGGGAUCAUCAUGUUUGUAUCGUAUAUGACUUCUCAGAAAUGAUAAAUUUGUUCGCAGAC